Messenger RNA from Venturia canescens, 540 nucleotides. RefSeq lists its product as uncharacterized. The record is from RefSeq and is a predicted model, not a curated record. The transcript has 3 exons. Bases 1 to 540 code for a protein of 179 amino acids. NCBI's taxonomy places the organism in Eukaryota, Metazoa, Arthropoda, Insecta, Hymenoptera, Ichneumonidae.
AUGAAUAAUCUCUCAAUCAACGUCUAUAGCGAGAACAAGGAAGUCAUUUUACCAGUCCGUGUAAGCAAGGAGAAGGAGUGGCACUUCAACUUGCUUUACAUCGAAGACGUGUCGGGAUGUGGAAUCGGACACUUCGCGUGGAUCAAGAAUUUGUCCCGGCUCGUCAACUCACAAUUGAACAUGAAUGGGCACAAGAAAUACAUCUAUGAUCGAUGCCUCCAUUACUUCUCAACCACCGAAAAACUGCAGUCCCAUGAGGUGGAUUGCGGUGUUAUCAACGAUUGUGCCGUUCGACUACCAACUGAGAACGACAAAUGGUUGGAGUUUACCAACGCGAAUCGGAAGGAGCGUCUCCCGUUCGUGGUAUACGCCGACCUCGAAUGCAUUCUGGAGAAGACCAGCGCUGAAGAGAGGGAGACAAACAAAAACCAACAUCAUCGUGUCUUCAGCGUUGGAUAUUAUGUAAAGUGCUCCUACAAUGAUUCGUUGUCGGGAUAUCACGAACGCCGAGGUGAGGACUGCGUGGAAUGUGUUUCAUAA